CAGUCAGUAGUGGUAAUAAAAAAAUUAAAAACUCCUCCUUUGUCUUUUGAGACCAGUGAAAAAGACUUCUCCUUUUGCUCUCUCCUGUCCCGUCGAUCUCCGUCUUCCCCAUCCCCAAUCCCUCACGCGCGUCCGCCUCGCCGGGAAGAUGGCCGCGUCCGGGUCCGGGUCCGUCUCCGGGCAGAUCCAGCCGCUCAAGAUCCCGGACGCCGUCGUCGCGCUCGCGCAGGCCGCCUCCAAGGCCAACAACAGCAGCAACAGCGCCGCCGCCGACGCCACCGACAAAUAUCUCCCCGGGUGGCCGCUCUUCUCGCCGCCCAAGAUGCAGCUGACCAAGUGCGCCAAGUGCCCCCGGGAGUUCUGCUCCUCCGUCGCCCUCCGCCGCCACACCCGCGUCCACCGCCGCGCCCUCAAGAUCGACAAGGAUUUCCCCAAGAACAGAGACCACCUUGCUGCAUUCUGGGACAAGCUCACGGUGGACCAGGCCCAAGCGAUACUGUCCUUGGAGGGCGUGGCUAUAGAGGAGACCAGCGCUUUGUUCAUUUUGACAUCGUUGUCGUCGUGGAUGUGUAAGCCAGGGUACGCUUCGUUGCCGCUGCCAUAUGCCAGAGCCGGCAAUGAACUCCUGGACCUUAUUCAGACCGCAGCCUCAAGACUACCCAUCUCAUCAAAUGAACUGUUUAUCAUGCUCGACGAAGCAAGCGAGAACACAUUUCUUUGUACCAACGCAGCCGAUGCUGCCUGUGUUCAGAAGUUUUUGUUUGACGGGGAGGUUGACAAAGUCGCAACGGAGUUGAAAAACGUUGUUGCGUGCACUAGUUACAUCCUUGAACAGAAGCUGGUCGAAGCAUGGUCCGCUGAUAAGGCUGCUGAAGCGUUAAGAUGCCAGAAGUUGCUUGUUGAGGAAGAGGACGCUGCUCAGAAAAGGCAAGCUGAAAUCAUAGAAAGGAAGCGGAUGAAGAAACUGAGACAGAAAGAACAGAGACUGAAAGACCUCAAGGACGAGGGUACCACGGUCCAGUUACCUGAAGCGGUGGAUGGUGCGACGAGCUCUCCUGGGAUUCAGAGUCUCGAGGCUACUUCAGGCCCUGGCCUCCACGAGCAAGAAGAUUCACAGUAUCUUCAAUUGUCAGCACCAGUGCCUUCAGAGGACAAUGAUUACAAUGGAGAAGAUGCCAAUUGUGGUUCGGGACAAGAAAUGGAUACUGGUGCCGUUUUCAGGGAACAAGCCAUGGCAACAAGCAAUCUCGACAGGAUAGAAAACCUUCCCCCAAAUAGUACUGUCUCGGGUUCUUCUGCGACUGCGUCGAAGCAUCCAUCUUCAUCUUCAGUAAGGCACUCACGUCACAGGGAGCCAAAUGCCGGUGCAGCGACAAACAAAAGCAAGACCUGGGCAUGGAAGGUGCGAACUGGUGUUGAAGAACGGUGCCCAAAAGGCGAGCCAGAUGUAGAUGCUAACCAAGAGACGGCUCCUCUCAACACGGACAAGAACUUGCAAGUGCUGAUAGGAUCCAUAAGCGUUGCGAUCGAAGGCGGUGGCAGCUGCUCGGAGGAUUCCAAGGAUUACCACCCAGCUCCUCCUGAAUCUGAUUUGAACACUCUGAACGAUCCAGUGGCCGAGGCGAUGCAGCCAAUCAGCCAUGAUGAGAACGGAUGCGAAGACGCUAACGCAGCAGAGGAUCACUCUCCCUCUAGUGUCGUGACAGAUGAAAGCGGCUGCGACGCAGAGGCGGCAGAGGGCGGAAGCCUACGACGCGGCUCCGUUUCUUCCGGUCAGGAAGCGGCGGCCUUCCUUUCUCAAAGAUGGAAGGAAGUCAUGGCUGGGGAUCAUGUGAAGCUUGUUCUGUGCUGAGGAAAUUGACUGGAGUUGCAGAGGUUCCAUCGGAGGACUGAUUUGAUGAAUACACGGAAGGCAUUCGAUCAUUGGGUCCUGCUUACUAUAUGAGCUGAGCCGAGCCGACCCAUGUAGCAGAGCAUUAUGGAGUUGCGAAGCAUCCAUUCCUCGACUCUGGGCGGUUAAUUUGAGUACUAGACUUGGUUGGUUGAUUUUUAGAUGGUAACGGAGCACGCUCUCUGCUGGCUGGCCAGUAAAAUGCCUAUGCCUGCACGGCGCAGUUAAAUUUGAGUGCUAUACUAGUACUUGAUAGGCAACUAGCAGAAGUGUUGUGUGUUGUGUGGGCAGAGUUAUCAUGCAUGAUAAACUGAGAGGGAAAGUAAUCAGGUGAUGAGAAGAUUGGUCAGUAGAAUUUCUUCCUUCUACUCUUUAGCCCAAUCAAGAUAUACAUCAUGCACUACUACUACUACUACUACUACAGCUUUUUUCACCUGA
This is a messenger RNA of Aegilops tauschii subsp. strangulata, 2329 nucleotides long. RefSeq lists its product as uncharacterized. NCBI's taxonomy places the organism in Eukaryota, Viridiplantae, Streptophyta, Magnoliopsida, Poales, Poaceae. The record is from RefSeq and is a predicted model, not a curated record.